Molecule: messenger RNA, 5775 nt
Organism: Pleuronectes platessa (European plaice)
Lineage: Eukaryota; Metazoa; Chordata; Actinopteri; Pleuronectiformes; Pleuronectidae
Gene: xkr5a
Product: XK related 5a
Exons: 8
Coding region: 1009-2718 (569 amino acids)
Biological process (GO): phosphatidylserine exposure on apoptotic cell surface; apoptotic process involved in development; engulfment of apoptotic cell
Cellular component (GO): plasma membrane
Source: RefSeq, a predicted model, not a curated record
AAUUGGUUUUGUUCGCAUGGGGCUGAUUGUCAAUGGGAUGAAUUGAACAAUGCAUGUUGCAGCUCAGCCAUGAUGCUUCGUGCUGGAGCCGAUCCAGCAGCACGCGUAGUUCAGCCUGGGAACACUGGUCUAUUGUGAUCCUGGAGCAAAGCAUCAUGUACUGGACACAUAAACCUGUUUAAAUGCUUAACAAUAUAUAGAUAUAUAUAUAUAUAUAUGCGUUGGCAGAGAUGUUUUGGCCACAGGAUUUCCAGGGGUCAUCCCUCAGCACCCAAUUGGAAAUUAAUUAAAUUCGACUUCAUUAAUUAUUAACCAAUCAAGGCCUGACCUUGAUACCUUCAGGUACAAUGCUCAGCUUUUACAUUUCUCUUGCAGUAACAAGAUCAUUAAAUUGUUAAUAGUCUUAUGAAUAUUAAUAGUAUACCAGUAAACCAGUGACUGCACAUCUGGAGUGUGCGUUAAACCCCCCUCCAGCACACAAGGUGAUGAAUCCCUGACUAAGCAGAUCAAUGGGGCAGGAUACAAGAGGAGCAAGGUGACUGCACAAUGUCUGACUUUGACUUUGACUUUGUCUAUAUAUAUAUAUUUAAUAUUCCUGACUGAUAAAACAAAUACUAAAUGCUGCAGGGCCUCGACGUUUUCCCAGAAAUAUUAGUUGUUAGCUAAAACGCUAAAAACUCUGUGGUCCUUGACAAGUUAGAUGCAUCAUCUCAUUAGAACAGCUUCCUCUUAAAUUAAACAACGAUUUACUUGAUCCUUUUGUGUAACACUACAUGAUAAAACCAGACUGCAUGUGUCCUUAUUUAUUAUUUACAGAAAACCGAUGUAUCACACAUGCCAUAAAAAUUGCAUCUGCAUGUCUGUAUCUGUUUUCAUGUCUAUGUGUGUGUGUGUGUGUGUGUGUUAGUGAUCUACUGUAUAGGGUUUUACCUUUGGAAUGAGGAGACCCAGUGGGCGGGCCUCACUCUCGGCCUCUUUCUGCCGGGUACGGCCGUGCAGCUGCUCAGUAUGAAGUGGUACCACGACGAUGGAGAUGACAGGCGGUGCCACCUCUCCGUCAUGCACAUUCUGCACUUGGGCAUCUUCAGGAGGUUAUGGGACUGCAUGAGGUGUGUGUUGCACACGCAGGACUCAGUGGCUGAUCUGGGAGCUGCUGUCAUGCAGCAGGCGGACGUGGCUGCCCUGUGGCUGCUGGAGGCCCUCGUCCUCACGCUGCCUCAGACCCUGCUGCAGGCGUAUGUCGUGGUGUCCACCGAUGUGGGCUUCGAGUCACCAGUGGGUUACUGCUGUGGACUGUGCGUGCUGUCCAUUUCCUGGGCCCUGGUGCUGUUCAGCAGAGCCUGCUGUCUGAUCCGGCCGGGCCACCUGGCCAUGCCUCCGGCGGCCCUGCUGUGCCAGCUGGUGUGGAGGGCAGGCAUGCUGGGUGCCCGGGUGACUUGUCUCAUGUUUUUUGCCAGGGUCUUUAACUGGUGGGUCCUAGGAGUAGCAGGUUUCCACUGGCUCACGGCGUCCUUCUGGCUGGUCUCACAGCAGCCCGACAUCUGCACCGGCCCGUGGUGUUGGCCUGCCUUCAACGCCGUCAUGGGGCUCGUCCACGUCUUCCUCUUCCUCAACGUCAAGGACGGAGCCUCGCGCUACCGCAUGGCCAGCUUUUAUACAUUCAUGCUGGUGGAGAACGCCACUCUGCUGCUGGCCGCCUCCGACUUCCUCAGCGAAGCCUCGUGGGACAGCGUGACCCUUCCCACCACUGUGCUGGGCAGCUUUCUCCUCGGUGCCGCCUCUCUCGUCCUCUACUACCGCUUCCUCCAUCCCAAGUCAACAGAGAUCUCCCAGGGCUCGAACCACAACCACAUGGGCAGCACGUGUAUAGAACAGGGGGAGUCCUCCUUCUCUCUCGGGGACAAAAGCCUGCCAGCUGCCUCCAUUCAAAACCACGGCAGCUUCUCCCUCUCAGGCGUGGCUGGUACUCUGCUGGAGCACCCGGGAACCUGCGGCGGCCAGCCGAACAGCUCCUGCCAGUGCUACCACCACCACUGGCUCUUGAUCCGCCUCGCCCUCAAGACGGGAGACAUGGGGAAGAUCAACAGGGCGUACGGGGCCGGCGGAGCGGCGACCAUACUGGACUUGGAGGAGUACAACCAGGGGUUCAAGAGCAACGAGGGCAUCACCAUCACAGCAGGGGGCAGCUGCGAGGGCGUCUCCACCUCCGAGUCUCAGGGGAAAGGCCUGGCGCCGCUCUCCGACUGCAAGGACGAGUUCCAGAGCAUGAGCGAGCCCUCGUCCAUCGAUCAACCCGAGGAAGAGUUCGACAGCCUGGAGAUGGAGAGCCCGAUGGAGUCGCCCUCGUCCGAUUAUAAACGCAGCUCGCCAGAGGGCAAAUCUGUGUUUGGAGACAGCCCGGAGCCAUAUUUCUGCCCCACGGAGUCCAGCUCCACCCUGUACUUCAGUGCAGACCCUCAGUCCCCCAGCAGCGGCAGUAACCCCCACUUGGACCGGGACACGGGAGGUCGGGAACAUGGCGUUCGCCUCAACUCCAUCCCCAGCGACCCAGCCCUUCACAGAGACGUGCGCGGGCUCAUGGGCCGGGUCGGGCCGCGAUGCACUUCCACUCCCAAACUGGACUCGGGAGUGCUGGACUCUCCCUCCAGUGUCCCCCACCUCACGGGUCCGAGGAGGCAGCUGAUCAUGUCCAGGAGGGACGAGGACGAAACCUUCUAGAAUCAGGGAACUCAAGCUUUUUUUUUUGGAAGGCUGCUUUUUCAUCUUCCUAGUGUUGUAGAGUGAAAAGGCUGGCAACAUUUCACCUCUGUAUGCCUAUAUCUUUAGUACACUGUGGGCUCGGUAUAUGCAAUAACAACUUUUGGGAUAACGCUAAGCUAGCCCGCACUCGUGAAACCGUUAAACUAUUUUCUAAAAGCAUUGCUUUGCCCAAAUUGCCGGACGCACAGCGGUGAGACCAUCGGCAGCGUUUUCCUCCAACAUGAAGGAGACAACCCGAGAGCUGAUUGGCCUCAUGGGUGGUGUAUAGAGCUCAGACACCUUCUAUAUGACGUGAAGUAACGUUUUAUUCAUUCAGCCAUAGCAGCAGUAAAUGUAAAGCUCCACAAAAAGUAUGUUACCGUGCAGCAGAAGGAGCACUGGUUCUGCCAGGUUGUAAUUAUUAAGCCAUGGGUUAUAUCAACGGCAGUAGAAAGAUGCAGCUGCUUUAUGAUCUCAGGCAGCUGAUGGUCUUUAGAGUACACACAGAAGCUGCUGUUUAAUCCCAGUUAAUAACCAGCAGUUACCAGAGAAGUUAUUCCUCCAUCAAAAGGGGGCGAGGGGUAUCUGACCUUUUGAAUAUUACCCAUCUCAGCAUCGGCCAGAGUUCUGUCGGCUUAUUAAAAGCACAAGUAUCUUCAGUAUCAUAUGUCUAUUGAUGUGAAUUCCAUGUUAUUCCCCCCCCCCAAAUGAAAAUAUACUGUGUUUUGUUUUGGAUAGUCGUGUUGACUGGCAUUGUUUUGAGCAGCAGGGCUAGUACCUAUCAGAACUGUGUCUUGAUGUUUUAACUUCAUUUACAUGUUGACCAUGUAUUUGCUGAAUUGUUUUGGGGGAUUUUGCUUUAUGUUGUGGGCUGGGGGGGGGGGGGGGGAAGUAAAAAUGUCUCAGGCAUUAACUUUAAAAUCAAACGUAUAUUGAGUGAUAACAAUAUGUAAAAUAGAUGCUUAUGAGGCACCUGUAGUGACUUUUUUUUUAUGUGGACGCUAUUUCCAGGGGACAAAUGCAUUUGUGCUCAUUGCUGUUAAAAAGGGAUGAAAUCCACCGAGCAGUGAAAUGAUGCUGGGUGUUUCUUCUUGUGCCCGUGUGACUGCCGACAUGACAUUUUGAACUGUGAAGUGCAAAGGCCACUGGUGGCUUUAAAUAAGCAAUAAAUAACCUAUGUAGUGGGAUGACUGGAAUACAAGUGUUUGGUAUUAUUAGUUUUGUUAUUGUUUUGUUGAUAUUUAAGUCAAUUCAAAUAAAUUUAACUCAAUUUUUCAAAUAAAUUGAAUUCAAUGCUCGGGCCCUAAUAAUACAAAAAAACUCUCAGCUACUCACAGUGAGUUACAGCAAAAUAGAUCUUGAAAAUAAAAACAAAAACAGGACUGAAACAUUAAAAAUUAUAAUACAAGAAUAACACAGGUAGAGAAAGAAAAUAAAAAAAUAGAUUUUCAGACGGAAGUAUAUAAAUAUUGUUGGUAUAUGGAGCUUUUGACAAUCAAAACGCAGAAACUAUACUGGAUGGAUUGCUUGUGUCUCUCUCUCUCUUAUGUGGUUUAGAGUGAAAUCACAGAUUAUUCGAUGACACCUUGACCGUGCAGCGACCGUCAGUCGCACCAACUCAAGUUCUAUGUGAGCAUCUGAUUAUCAGCAUUCACAGAUGAGACUGAAAUAGCAACAUCAUGACCGUCGUCACGUUGAGUGAACGUGGGAUGGGCAGAGCCUGUGUGGUCCAGACAGGAUCCAGGCUUCACAUCUUAUCUCCAGCCUGCAUGUUCAAACAUCCUGGAGGCUCACAGAACAACCACGAAGCAUAAAAAGGACGGUUUCCUCUUAACACCGGCCUCCUCCGAGCAACUUCUGUUUUGUGAAGAUACUGGAGGGUGGUGAGGUCAUCCUUCACACUCCUUAUCUUCACACACAUUUAAAGGAUCUCUGUUUUGCUGAAGUCUGACUUGAGCACCAGGUGUCUGAGGGCCUGCGACAGAAGAAUGAUGGAGACCGGCCAAAAGCCAGACCCGGAGGCCGAGGAGCAGGUCCCGGACAACACGGUGGUUGGGAGUGUGGACACGUCCGGGUUCGAGGUGACCGCCGAGCGCCUGGAGCAGCUGAUGAAGGGCAUGGAGGUGCUGCUGUCGGACGUGGAGCAGCUGCGGGGCGACUGCAGCCACCAGGCCACCGAGCUGAUUCGCUCUGCUGUGGACCUGAAGCAGCAGCAGGAGGAGCUGAGGGAGAGCUACUCCCAGCUGUCCCGGGAAAUGCAGGAGAUCACGGACACACUGGAAAGCCUGUUCGAAACCGAGAGCACCUUUGAAGCAGAGGAGAAGCAAGAAGAGGAGAAGCCAACAGAGGAGAAGCAAGAAGAGGAGAAGCAAGAAGAGGAGAAGCAAACAGAGGAGCUGAACCAGCAGCUCUGAGGGACUGGGGCGGACUGACAGACUUAUUGAUGGGUGGUGGUUUUCGAUCGGGGUGUGUGCGUGAACAUUUGGAAGGAGUGAGUUUCGGAGGUGGUGUGUUACCCAGAGGUUUUUAUGGAUUUGAAUGAGACUUUUUAAUGGAAUUAUAUAAACAUGUGAAAUUGUCUGCCAACCACGCUCAACAAGUCUGUAUUACUUUGCUUAAUAGUAGUAACUUAACACACCACAACACCUCAAAAUAACAAUAUUGAUAACAUUAUGUCAAGUCAUGAUAAAAUGAAUAAAUAUAUUAGGAUAUAUAUUUCAAGUUUAGUGUUUGUUAAGUUGAUUGUAUUUAUUUUAUCAGUAGUUUAAAAUUAAUUAAAAAAGAUAAAUGUUGGGUUAAAAAAAAACUCAAAACCAGUUUAAAAAAACAGAUUGAAGCACGUUACAACUGGUCAGAAUCCCCAUUUUUAUUGGAUGAAGUUAAAUCUUCCCCUUUUGGCAUUGGUUUAAUAAAACUAAAACUUUAUGAGCUUAAGAAAGGUUUGAUUUGUGGCAUUGCUUUCAAACUAGAUGACUGUGCAGCUGUCUGUAACACAGGGUGAUGAUGAGACUGUGUAAACUUCGUGUCAACAAAUCA